This is a messenger RNA of Mizuhopecten yessoensis (Yesso scallop), 1416 nucleotides long. RefSeq names its product collagen alpha-1(X) chain-like. Bases 91 to 816 code for a protein of 241 amino acids. NCBI's taxonomy places the organism in Eukaryota, Metazoa, Mollusca, Bivalvia, Pectinida, Pectinidae. Gene Ontology annotation, molecular function: protein binding. The record is from RefSeq and is a predicted model, not a curated record. The transcript has 4 exons.
UUCUCAUCCUGGUUCCAAAUUUAAAGUAUAUACUGUGUGUCUCUGAUAGCCGACAUACAGUUUGGCGUCCGACAAAAAACACAGACAGCAAUGUUUCCGCACGCGAUUUGUCUUGUGAUGGUCUGGUCGUCGUUUACGAAGAGCGAAUCGGCAUGGUAUCCCGAGUCUAAAGCCAAUGAUGUUUCCAACCUCCUCCAUGUCGUCACCGACCUCACUGCACAGUUGGAAGAAUUGAAACAUGAUCGUGAAAAAGACGUGACGGAAUUAUCUCUCUUGAAAGCUGAGAACAUGAGGUUUAAAGAGAGAAUGGAAAUGGAAACCAAUUACCUUCGCCAACGAGUCACUCAGCUAGAAUCGUCUGCACAACAAGCCAUGCCACUGUUAAACCAAACAAGGAUUAAUCGUCAGUCAGCUACAACAGAUAAAGGACAUACGGCGUUCUAUGCAAUACUGGAUCAACCACUCCACGCCCCUCCUGACGGCACGACGAUUAAGUUCAGCAGGGUGAUCACUAACGUGGGAAACGGCUACAAAGCUAACUCUGGAGUCUUCACCUGUACGGCUUCAGGGCUGUACUAUUUUAGCUGGAGUGUGGGGGAGGUAAACCACGGUCACAUCUACUCGGAACUCAAAAAGAAUGGCAUGGCCGUGGGUUGGGCUCUAUCCGGAGACAACACUAUUGCAUCUGCGACGUCCCAGUCUGUCAUCUUACAUCUGGAAACCGGUGAAGAAGUUGAUAUCGUAAUAACAUACACCGGAAAUUCUCCAGUUUUGUGGGAAAAGUUCUCAUCCUUUUCCGGCUUUUUAAUUGUUUAAUUAUAAAAGCUGACGAAAAUGUAAGAAAUAUUGUACUGAAUGUAUGUGUUAUACAAUUAAAAAUACAACAAGAGAUUUGAUUGUUUAUGUUAUCAGUUUUACAGCGAGUUAUGAGAAAUAUUUUGUAUUUUACCUGUCAUCAAACGCCAACAUAUAGAUUGGUUUAUCCAGAAAAUUCGACCAAAUUUUCAAAAUAUACAUCUGCAAUGUAUAUGGUUUAUAAUAAUUAUAACAUAGAGCCAUUUACCACGUUAUUUCCUUUCAUUCUUUUUUCGUAAAAUUUUGCAUCUAUCAUGUGUAGAUUCUACCUCUGAAAAACUACAACUAAUUGUAUAGGAAAUAUCAAUAGUUAACAAUGAACACACUUGAAUUCCUUAUUCAACUAAACCCACUUCGACCACAUGAAAUGGAUUAUGCAUAAUGCAACGCAAAAUGGAAACGGGAACGAUUUACUUUUGGUACCGGGUUCUUGACUGUGUUACCUCCCUUUGAACGUUCUCUCACAAUCGUUCGCCAAACACGACACUAACGCGAAUUAGCCGAAUUGAAUGACAGUAGGAGAAUUUUUCUACACGCACACAGGGAGCAAUUUAGCUGCGA